UAGAGUCCUGCGCUUUGGUGACAGAAAGCUCCGAUCGGACGGACCACGGCAAGUGUCCAUCGUGUAUCUCAGUGAGCGAUUGUGGAUAGCGCCACUGUGAUUUUUAAACCAACGUCGCGCACUUAAGGUUUUUGUAUUCCUGCAUUUGUACGCGGACGGCGAAUUAUGGGCCAAAGCUUGUCGUGCGUGUCCAAAAAGCAAAAGCACAAAGAUGAUAUAAAGAAAACGAAGGAUAAGAAACUGGUAAAGCAAGCGCACGUGACCAAUGUGGUACAAGAGGUGAUACAACCUGUAGAGGCCAAUGCGGUGGCUCAUGUAUCAAACGCAGUCAAUCAUGUCCCUGCCCAGGAGGAACUCGACUCAGUUCAACGUCGGCAAAAGCUGGUCAUCCUCAAGCCUGCUCCCCAAUCAGCAAAGACUCCAACGCCUUUGCUUCAACCCUCGUCCGGUAAAGUCGACCCACCACUGGAUAAAGCGACCUUUGAAACUCAGAGCCAAUCAAAUCGAAUCAGUUCGACCAGCGUACAUCAACCGCAACCAGUGGAUCAAGUCGCGCGACAGAUUGCCCAGAGUGAAGCUAAGCCGGCCACGUGGACAGAUCUCUAUUGGGCACUGAUUGGAAGUCGGAACUUAAAGACGGAUGAAGAGAAAGUGAAAGCUCUCUUCUCUUGGUUAUGCUCUAUCCCUUUGGAUCAACGGCCCUUUCUUACGUACUCAGAUCUUGAGCAAGCAGUCAGCGAAGGAAUCGAAUUUGCUGCAGAGGCCAAGGCUCGCAAGACCAAGUCACCCAGCCGCGACUCUCCAGAGGUCGUAGUGAAUGACUUGGUGAAAGGGAAAUCAACAUAUCUCAGAGCAUUUGAAUCACUCUGUCGCUAUUCCCACAUUCCCUGCUGUACCGUGAAAGGUCUUGCCAAGGGCGUCGACUACGCGGUAGGCAUGCAGCUUGCAGAUCAAGCGAUCCCACCAAAUUCGGGUGAUCAAUCACCCAUCAGCCGUAUUCAGCAUGCGUGGAGUGCUGCGUAUAUAGAUGGCAAAUGGGCUUUGUUCGACUCGAUGUGGGCAGCUGAACGUCUAGCGAUGAACGCAAACGCCCGAUUAUCCCAGAUAGCUCAAGUCGGGCGUAUGGAAUAUGAGACAGAUAUGUUUUACUUCAACGCGGAUCCGAAAAUCUUCAUCUACUCCCACUUUCCAUUUGACGAGGAGUGGCAGCUUCUGACGCCACCGGUAUCCUUAAAACAAUUCCAAGAUAGUGUUCUCUUGAAACCUGCCUUCUUCACUCACGGACUAGGAUUGUUCUCACAUCAAGAAGGAAAGGUACCGGUGCAGAAUAAGUUGGUGGUCAAACUUUCAAUUCCACCCACUCUUAUCGACGUACUGUUGUUCACAUUCAACUUGAAAUUGGAAGGCAAAGAUGAAAUGUUUGAGGGUGUCAACCUGUCUCGAUUUGGAAUGCACGAGAUUUCAAAACCGGAAAAUGUGGUCACAUUCAGCUUCCGUUUCCCGAAAGCAGGCGCUUACAAAUUGACGAUUUACGCUCGAAAAGUAGGAGAUCCGGUAAUCGACGCAGUCGUCGUAGAAGCUGGUGAUAAUAUUCAUCACAUCAGUUUUUUUAUGUGA
Dicrocoelium dendriticum is the source of this 1617-nucleotide messenger RNA. The record is from the annotation of a GenBank genome assembly. Lineage: Eukaryota; Metazoa; Platyhelminthes; Trematoda; Plagiorchiida; Dicrocoeliidae.